Molecule: messenger RNA, 3864 nt
Organism: Vitis riparia (riverbank grape)
Lineage: Eukaryota; Viridiplantae; Streptophyta; Magnoliopsida; Vitales; Vitaceae
Product: phototropin-1
Exons: 24
Coding region: 583-3597 (1004 amino acids)
Biological process (GO): protein phosphorylation
Cellular component (GO): plasma membrane; nucleus; cytoplasm
Molecular function (GO): ATP binding; protein serine/threonine kinase activity
Source: RefSeq, a predicted model, not a curated record
CCCACAAAAUUGAUGGCAGCAGUGAGAGACACGGAGACAUGCGAAGCAUUGUCGGGUGAGGAAGCGGUCGGCAGAGUCUGAGACCCCCAACGUGCCCCCUAGCCGAUUCCAUAUCUCUCCCACCUCCCCUUUGCUUCUUACUGCCUUUGUUUUCUUUUGCUCCUUUUUUUCGUUUCUCCCUUUUUUUUUUCUUUCUUUCUUGCCAACCCAUUUCCAGUCUGUAAUUUGGGGGAUUCAAGAGGAGAUAUUCUGGUGGGUACUGUGAGAGUCCGAGAGGUAGAUGAUUGGGAAUUUGUUUAAUCCGGGCAAGUGUUUUGUUUUGUUUUUGGAAAGCAUAUGAAUACGUGAAGUGCCAUGUGAAUUAUAGGUGUGGAGGGAUGGGCAGCACAACCCCUUUUCGACAAUCAUUCUCUUUCUCUCUCUUUACUUUCUCUCUUUUCUGAUCGGCCUUUUCGCCAUUAAAAGUCGUCUUCUCGUCUCGAGGAAGAACAGGAAGGAGAAGCAGACAACCAAGGUCAGUCGUAUAGCUACCUUCUUUCUUCCGUUUGAAGUCUUGCAGAAAAGCGGGAUUCCAUUUCAGAGAUGGAAGCUUCGGAUGAUUCAGCGAAGUCGCCUUCACUCAUUCCACCAUUGCCCAGAGACUCGCGGGGCUCACUCGAAGUGUUCAACCCUUCUACCUACUCUACCAGACCCACCAACCAGGCGUUUCGGCCACAACCCACCUGGAAAAGCUGGGCAGAGCCGCGUGGGACUCCUGAACGAGAGGGUUCUCCCGAGCUAUCCUCGAAGUCAGGCCGCUCCGCCGACGAGAUCACCUCAUGGAUGGCACUCAAGGAGCCUUCCCCGGCACCUCCGUUGCCCCUCGCCCAGAAGUCCGUAUCCCCCGCGUUCAACGUCCAGGACGACACCCGCCAGAAACCGACGCGGAAGACCCAGCUGUCCGGCGAAGUGGACAAUGCCGCGCAGCGGGCGGCGGAGUGGGGACUGAUGCUGAAGACUGACACCGAGACUGGGAAGCCACAGGGGGUCGCAGUGAGGACCUCCGGCGGCGACGAGCCCAACUACAAAACCGGGACCUCCAGGAGGAACUCCGGAAACUCAGUGCGGAGCUCAGGAGAGAUGUCGGACGAGGGCGGUGCUGGGAAGGACAGAGCGUAUCCGAGAGUUUCAGAGGACUUGAAGGAUGCAUUGUCAACCUUCCAACAGACGUUCGUGGUGUCGGAUGCAACCAAACCCGAUUAUCCGAUCUUGUACGCGAGUGCCGGUUUCUUCAAGAUGACGGGUUACACCUCCAAAGAGGUGAUAGGGAGGAACUGUCGGUUUCUACAAGGGUCUGGCACAGACCCAGAAGAUGUGGCAAAGAUUAGGGAGGCGUUGCAUGCGGGAAACAGUUACUGUGGAAGGCUGCUUAAUUACAAGAAGGAUGGCACACCCUUUUGGAACCUUCUUACCAUUUCCCCCAUCAAGGAUGAAAAUGGAAACGUCCUCAAAUUUAUUGGAAUGCAAGUAGAGGUGAGCAAGCAUACAGAGGGGUCCAAAGAAAAGACGACUCGCCCCAAUGGGCUGCCAGAAUCAUUGAUUCGUUAUGAUGCUCGUCAGAAAGAUAUGGCUACCAAUUCAGUAUCUGAACUUGUGCAAGCAGUGAAGAAACCCCGGUCACUCAGUGAAUCAUCAGAUCGCCCCUUCAUGAGAAAAUCAGAAGAUGGUGAACAGGAGAGACCAGAAGCUCCUGGAAGGCGAAACUCAGAGAGUGUGGCUCCACCAAGACGGAAUUCACAAAGUGGUCGUAGAGCCUCCAUGCAAAGAAUCAGUGAGUUGCCUGAAAAGAAGCCGAGAAAAUCUAGUCGCCUUUCUUUCAUGAGGAUUAUGAGGAAAAGUCAAGCCCACACUGAACAAUUUGAUACUGAAGUUCUUGUGGAUGACACCUCCGAUAGUGAAGAUGAUGAGAGGCCUGACAGCAUUGAUAACAAAACAAGACAAAGGGAAAUGAGAAGAGGUAUUGAUCUGGCCACCACGCUUGAACGUAUAGAGAAGAACUUUGUCAUCACUGAUCCCAGACUGCCUGAUAAUCCCAUUAUAUUCGCAUCUGAUAGCUUCUUGGAACUAACAGAAUACAGUCGUGAAGAAAUUUUGGGAAGAAAUUGCAGGUUCCUCCAAGGCCCUGAGACAGAUCCUGCGACAGUGAGGAAAAUCAGAGAGGCAAUUGACAACCAAACAGAUGUUACUGUGCAGCUAAUUAACUACACAAAAAGCGGGAAGAAGUUCUGGAACCUGUUCCAUCUGCAGCCUAUGCGUGAUCAGAAGGGAGAAGUACAAUAUUUUAUUGGGGUACAACUAGAUGGAAGUGAACAUGUGGAACCUCUUCACAACUGCAUUCCAGAAUCUACUGCAAAAGAGAGUGCAAAACUGGUGAAAGAAACUGCAGAAAAUGUUGAUGAUGCUGUGAGAGAACUUCCAGAUGCCAAUUUGAAACCAGAGGAUUUGUGGAGUAAUCAUUCAAAGGUUGUUCUUCCCAAGCCUCAUAGGAAGGAAAGCUCCGCAUGGAAAGCUAUCCAAAAGAUUCUAGAAGAUGGAGAACAGAUAGGCCUGAAACACUUUAGGCCAGUAAAACCGUUGGGAUCUGGUGACACUGGCAGUGUGCAUCUGGUGGAAUUAUGUGGAACUGGUGAAUACUUUGCCAUGAAAGCUAUGGAUAAAAAUGUCAUGCUCAACCGCAACAAGGUGCAUAGAGCUUGUGCUGAAAGAGAAAUUCUUGACAUGUUGGAUCACCCUUUUCUUCCCGCAUUAUAUGCUUCAUUUCAGACUAAAACACAUAUAUGUCUGAUUACCGAUUACUGCCCUGGUGGAGAGCUCUUCCUGCUUUUGGACAGGCAACCCACAAAAGUCCUGAAGGAAGAUUCUGUGAGAUUCUAUGCUGCAGAGGUAGUUGUUGCAUUGGAGUACCUUCACUGUCAAGGUGUAAUCUAUAGGGAUUUGAAGCCUGAAAAUGUUCUACUUCAGAGCAGUGGGCAUGUGGCCUUGACAGAUUUUGAUUUGUCAUGUUUGACAUCUUGUAAACCACAGCUUUUGAUGCCAAAUACAAAUGAAAAGAAAAGGCAACAUAAAGGUCAACAGAACCCAAUAUUCAUGGCUGAACCUAUGCGAGCAUCAAAUUCAUUCGUUGGUACUGAAGAGUACAUAGCUCCGGAAAUCAUAACUGGGGCGGGGCACACUAGUGCAGUGGACUGGUGGGCUCUUGGCAUUCUUCUAUAUGAAAUGCUUUAUGGAUAUACACCAUUUAGGGGAAAGACAAGGCAAAAGACAUUUGCCAACAUUCUUCACAAAGAUCUUAAAUUUCCAUCAAGUAUAUCGGUAAGUCUCAAUGCAAAGCAGUUAAUGUACCGGUUGCUGCAUAGGGAUCCCAAGAAUAGAUUGGGUUCGCGUGAAGGAGCAAAUGAAAUCAAGCGACACUCAUUCUUUCGUGGUGUCAAUUGGGCUCUAGUCCGCUGCAUGAACCCUCCUGAGCUUGAUGCUCCUCCCUUGGAGGCAACUGAUGCUGAAAAGGAAGUUAAAUCUGUGGAUCCUGAACUCCUGGAUCUACAAACAAAUAUUUUCUAAGAGGAAACAUAAUGAGAGGAAGUGGAGGACUCUUCUUGUUGCUGGGUCGAGUAGAACUUUAAUUGGCAUUGCUUGUGUUUCAUCAUCACCAUUUCGCUCCAUAGCUGAGCCUGGGGAGCUGCUUGUAGAAAGAAAUCAGGUUCUCGAUCAAUGUCCUAUGUAAUGUAUGUGUGGUGUGAGGUUCUGUAAUCUUAUGUUGGCUGCAACUCAAAGGUUUUUUCAUUAUUAUAUUAUGUUAAUUUAUUCAUUCAACUCUCCACUUCUCCU